ACUGACACUGCACUGACUGGCAUCACUGCUGGGCAUGACACUGCUGGGCACUGUGGCGGCACUGACUGGCACAACCCCUGGGCACUGACUGGUGGCACUGACUGGCAGCACUGGUGGGUGGGCACAGGUGGGUGGCACAGGUGGGCACAGGUGUGUGACACUGCAGAGUGGCACAGGUGGGUGCACUGCUGGGCACAGGUGGGUGCACUGCUGGGCACAGGUGGGCGGAGCUAGUGGGCGCACUGCUGGGCACAGGUGGGCGGAACUUGCGGGUGGCAUUGCUGGGCACCGAUCAUCAGGGCACUGAUCAUCAGUGCCCUGAUGAUCGGUGCCGAUCCCCGCUCUGACAACUGCCGGUUCUCGGCAGUACUUUCCUCACGAUCUGACAGCGUGAGGAAAGUGCAGCCGAGAACCGGCACUUGCAU
Staurois parvus is the source of this 425-nucleotide messenger RNA. NCBI's taxonomy places the organism in Eukaryota, Metazoa, Chordata, Amphibia, Anura, Ranidae. The record is from the annotation of a GenBank genome assembly.